Leptopilina heterotoma is the source of this 6207-nucleotide messenger RNA. RefSeq lists its product as uncharacterized. The transcript is spliced from 3 exons. Bases 1 to 6207 code for a protein of 2068 amino acids. NCBI's taxonomy places the organism in Eukaryota, Metazoa, Arthropoda, Insecta, Hymenoptera, Figitidae. Gene Ontology annotation, molecular function: nucleic acid binding; RNA-DNA hybrid ribonuclease activity. The record is from RefSeq and is a predicted model, not a curated record.
AUGACGGACCCCGUGUCACAAGGAGCCGGUUUAGCGUGCGGAAGCACGUUCGCAAAUUUAACCCCUCCUCCUGCCAAUGCUAAUCCUGAUACAACAGCCGCGAUGGCUUCAGUCUUAGAGUGUAUGACGCUACAACAAUGCACUUAUCACAUCCCUAUUUUUGAUGGACGCAAUCCACCUUUGAAGGAAUUCCUACAAGACGUAGCUAAUGGAGCUGUGUUUUUGACAGGAACUUCCGAGCCUGGAUACAUCAAGGCCGUCCUCAGUAAAUUAAAGGGUGCGGCUAGAGAAAGCGUAAGGGAUAAACGUUUCAAUAGAUUAGACGAGUUAGUGUCCCAUUUAAAGAAAAGAUUUGCUUCUUCAAAGAAGUAUCAAUGGUAUUUAGAUAAUAUUAUGAGCAUUAGACUAAAACAAUCAGAGACGGUUAGUGAUUAUAACGACCGCCUACAAGGUCUACUGAGUGGGGCAAAACAUUCUUUAGAAGCAAAAUAUAACGCACGCUAUCGAUUAAUAGAAGGUUUGGCCGUCCGUUGUCAGGAUACUUCUGAAAGCGAAAUUAUGAUGAAACCAAUCAUUGAUUGCGCCCUUGAGGCAUUCAUUCGAGGCUUGCCAGAGGAAAUGUCUAUUUUUGUGGACACGAGAAAUCCGGCAGACCUUAGUGAAGCCUUCGAGCAUGCCCUUCGUGCUGAAGAAAGGCACAAGUACUCAGACCGAUCUAGAGGUACGUCUUAUCAUAUUGCUCGCGCCGAAGAACAUCCACGAUCACCUAGUCCUUAUACAAAACAGGUCGAGAAAAAUAAUUCUAAUCCGGAAAAGCGUAGGUCGGAAAAUGAUAGAGGAUUUGAGUCACAUAGAUCACAGAAAACAUCGGCGAAUGAUGUGUUGCAAUUUACACCUGAGCAACUUGCGACAUUUUAUCGUUCGAUGAUGUCACAAUUCGACUCGACAUACCGACGCGCCGACGAGUCCAAACCCACAGCGUCAACGGAGUGUCCAAUUCAAGGACAAUUCCGUAAGGUCCUACGAGCAGGAGUCACGGCCGAGGACUCCCCAGUAGUGCAGUUCACGGCCCCAGAAUUCAGACAAUCAGAUAUUAGGUUUCUAGUAGAUCCAGGAUCCGACACCAAUCUAAUCAAAUUGUGUGCCUUAGAUCCCGACCUUACUCUUGACCCGAGCAAGAGUACAGAAAUCACGGGAAUAACGAAUCACACAGUGAGAACGAUUGGUACAAUUCAAAUUAACAUCGCGAGUGCACCUGUUGAAUUUCAUGUAGAAUCAUUGGCUGAAAAGGAGAUUUUGAAACCUCAUAUCAAACCUUUUAAAAAGGUUUUGCGAAUCCGAGCCAGAACUCGAAAUCCAAUCGCUAUUAACGUGAUCAAUCCAGAUUUGUCACAAGGUUAUCUCCCUCGAAUUAACACCCCUAAAGGUGUAUACUUGGGCGAGGCCGUAGUAAGUAGCAAAAAUGGAGUGUGUCACGCCGUAGCGAUUAAUACUACAGAAGAGGAUAUCGAUAUAGAAUUGCCUCCCCAAGAACUAAUCCCUUUUGAUUUUUGCAAACUGGAGGGCGAAGAAUUGUCUGAUUCAGAAUCUGACCAUUUUUCCACUCCACUGUUAUCCUACACCGAGCGAGUUCAAAAGGUUAAAGAAUCCCUUUUUGUGUCCCAUUUAAAUUCGGAAGAAAAAGAACUUGUAAAUAAAUGGGCCGAGGAAUAUGCCGACAUUUUUCAUCUCAAUGGGGAACCUUUAAGUUGCACUCAUUUAAUCCAACACAGAAUCCCCACCACUGACGAUAAGGUAAUUCAUAAAAAGCAAUACCGAUCCCCAGAUGAAGCCCUACCACAAAUUGACGAACAAUUAUUAAAACAAUUUAAUAGCGGUAUUAUCGGAAACUCAAAUUCCCCAUAUAACUCCCCUCUUCUUAUAGUACCGAAAAAACUUGACGCUUCGGGAAAAAGAAAGUGGAGGGUAGUUAUUGAUUAUCGAGCGCUUAAUGAGAAGGUAAUAGGGGAUGCCUACCCCCUCCCCAAUAUUUCCGCCAUAUUGGAUAAAUUAGGGACGGCAGCAUACUUUACUGUCUUCGACCUCGCUAGUGGUUUUCACCAGGUGGAAACUCACCCGGACGACCGACACAAAACGGCUUUUUCUUCUCGAAAUGGACAUUUCGAAUACAAGCGUAUGCCUAUGGGAAUCAAAAAUGCCCCCCCUACUUUUCAGCGACUUCUUAAUAGCGUUCUUGAUGGUAUGCUUGAUUCGGAAGCAUUCGUGUACCUCGACGAUAUCAUUAUCUAUUCUGAUACCCUUGAGGAACAUGAUAGGCGAGCCCGAAGACUAUAUAAUAGACUUCGAGAAGCAAACCUAAAACUCCAACCCGACAAGUGCGAAUUCCUAAAAAAGGAAGUGGCCUAUUUAGGUCACGUUGUCGGAGCAAAUGGAAUAAAACCGAAUCCAGCAAAAAUUAAGGCCAUCAAGCGUUUUCCUGUACCGAAAACUCAAACUGAAGUCAGGAGUUUUCUAGGCCUUUCAGGUUAUUACAGGCGCUUUAUAAAAGAGUACGCUAAAAUCGCCAAACCUCUAUCUGAUCUAUUAAAGAAAACAGAAGAAUGGAAAUGGGGCGAUACGCAACAGAAAAGUUUCAGAAAACUCAGAAAAGCCCUGUGUAAAAGACCCAUCUUACAAUACCCAGAUUUCACAAAACCGUUUAAACUCACGACAGACGCUUCUGAAUAUGCCAUUGGCUCAAUGUUGACCCAAGAACAUGACAAAAUUGACCUUCCCGUCGCGUACUACUCAAAAGUCUUAAACGCUAACGAAAGAAAAUACCUCGAUGCCGAAAAAGAGUGCCUUGCAGUGUUAUACGCUGUGGAACAUUUCAGGCCCUACCUGUAUAAUCAAGAUUUUAUCCUAUCAUGUGACUGUGAACCAGUUCACUGGAUAAGUUAUAUCGAGAAUCCAGGAACGCGACUUCAAAAAUGGCGAUUAAAACUUCGAGACUACCGUUAUAAAUUCGAGUACAAACCCGGGAAAAUAAAUAGAAUUGUCGAGGCCCUAUCUAACAACCCUAUCGAAGAUAAUGACACUAGUGACAAAAAGGACAAUUUUGCAUCUUCCGAGUCAGAGUGGACCGAAUCCUCGGAAGAAACAGAUCAGGAUAAGUUAGAUGACCAACGCGAAAAUUCUGAAAUCAAAUCACUCCCUCUUCGCGCCCUUCCGAUAAGUAGUGGUGCGAAACAAAAAGUGAUUAGUGCCAGUGCACGAGCGAGUCGAUCGAGUGACAAUAGCAAAAUUCAACAAAAAGCCCCACGUUCUUCUAACGUUGAACCUAAACCCAAGAACCCUUUAGAGGUUUCAACACUACAACCUAACCCUACUUAUAAACUUCCUGUGGCGUCAAAGAAAGAAGGUCCUUCUACAAGACUAGAAAAGCCUCCUUAUGCGAAUAAACAAAACCCCUCUACUUCAUCAUCGAACCCCAAGGCCACUAGUUCCACGAAAGGUUCCAAAAUGCCCACCACAUCAAAGGAAAUACCAGUUGUGCCGAGGAAAAUACUCACGAGAAAUCCAGCAGCGUCACCUGCAAAGCUCACUAUUCCCAAGAGAGGACGACCCAUAGGAUCAACCAAACCUAAGGAACCCCAUGAUGAAGAACCUUAUGUUCCCCCUGCAGGUUCGAAACCUGUAGAUCCAGAUGUGAGUAGUAUUGGUGAAAGAUUGAGGAGAAGAAAACAAGAAAUACGAGAGAAGGCCCGUCACCAGGAAGACGAAUCUUCUUCUUCAGAUGAAUCAACGACAGAAACCGACAAGGAAGAAAAUUCGGACGCCCCGGUAUUCCGUGCAAGUCAUAGUGUGUUCCCUAGUGUUCCCCCUCAGCUCCCACCUAAAAUUCCGAUUACGCAAAAAGAAACAACUGACCAACCAUCAACCCCGUGUAUCCCCCCUAUGUCUAGUUCCUACACAGAUGUUUAUGUAGAUGGUGCAUGUUGUGACAAUGGCGGAAUAAGACCACGUGCAGGGAUUGGAGUAUGGUUCGGUCCUGGACACCCACUUAACGUCUCUCAGCGGUCCACAGGUAGACAAACCAACAACGCUUCCGAAAUUGAGGCUGCAACAACGGCUAUCAAAAAGGCGAAACGAGCAGGGAUAAAUCAACUAAGGAUAAAAACUGACUCCAAGGUACUUGUCCAAGGAAUCCAAGAGUGGGUACCAAAAUGGCAGGAAAACGACUGGAAAACCAACGAAAAUAAACCUGUCAAAAAUAAAAGUGCCUACGAACGAUUAGUUAAAGCAAUGAAAGGUUUGGAUGUUAUAUGGGAACACGUGCCUGGUCACGAUGGAAUAAAUGGAAACGAAAAUGCAGAUCGACUAGCAAGGGAAGGCGCCCUUCUAGAACCUCCUUCAGACUCCAGUUCAUCUUCCAGCGAAUCAGCAGAUCAAGAAGAUGUGGAAGAAAUUUCCCCGGAGCAUGUGAUCGUCGCAAUACCUCCACCACCUCCCGAUAGUGAAGAAAGUUCGGAACCGGAAUCAGAAACUGAUCAGGAACCACAGCAAAAUCCAGCAGAUCCUGAAGAUCAAGAAAAUUCACUAGAUCAAUCAAUUAGGCGAUUCGAUGAAUCUCUGAAACGUCGUGAAUUCAGCAACUUGAAUCAAUCCAACCAAACCUUAGCAUGGGACUAUGAAGGAAUGGGUCGAACACCUAAAAAGAAGACUCAUGUUUCCGACGGAGAGAGCGAUGAAGAAUAUCUUAACUAUCUAGAAUCCUUGGAUCCUUGCAAAGGAACCAAUGAUAGCGAAUUCACAGCAAGACUGAAAAGAUUCCUGGAUAAUGUCAACAAAAAGCGAGAGCCAACUCACACCGACAACAACACUUCUCCAAAAGAAUCAAGACCAUCCUCGGAACACAAAGCUCCUUCUUUCAGCCCCUAUGCCAGUGGAGCUCAGCAGGAUACUCCAGUAAUGAGUUAUUCUUGCCCUAAAAGAAAACGAAGUGUGGUACGUUUCCAGGAUACGCCCGAAGUAAUUGAAGAAGAAAGCAUCCAUGAGAAUCCUGCAACCAGUCUUCCGGUUUUUACUCCUAGAACCUUGCCAGCUCCAGUUGCACAAUCUACCCCAUUCGCAGAUUUUCAAGCAGAAAACGACGAAGAACAAGACGAAGAAGUGGGAAGAAAAACAAACAUAGUGCCUCGAAGACUACAUUCAAAUAAUAUAGAAUUACCCCCACCAACGAUGCCUAUCCCUCACACAAGGUUACCAAUCUAUAUUAACAUUUCGGAUGUAGAGUCCCCCUCUUCUUCCUCCCCCGAACCCUCUGACAACGAACAAACUACUACUACUACACAUGAAAAAUUCAAGGAAAAUCCGGAAAAUGUUUUCCACCAAUGGACAGAACCAUUGACCUAUAAGAAAGACAAUAUUGCCCAUUUUAUUUCCGAAGAUUGUGAACCCGUUGAUUCAAUUUCAAAACUCCUAAUUGCUACUGAUAAAAUUAACUUACAGGACAUCCGGGAUAACAAUCCAAUAAAAGGACAAGUUCAGGUUACCCUUUGUGGAAAAUACAAAAUUUAUUCAAUCGUAGUAAAGAAAAAACAUUUCGACGAACUUGAUUGGAGUGACGUUACAACAGGGUUACGAAACUUGAAACACGCUUUAGUUUUAGAUAAUCAAACCCAUUGCCGGAUGGCAAAUUCCGGAGACCUGUUAGGUACUCUCCCCCAAACGACUAUGGCGGGCAUAUUAGCAGGAAUAUUCCGCGGUGGUGAUGUAAAAAUCACCUUGUGCCACGGAAAGAUUGAAGUCCCUCCCCCAGAAUUACGCUCGAAAAUAAUAACCGAAUAUCAUGGUAGUUUAAUUGGUGGGCAUAAGGGCAUUACAAAGACCUACAGGCGAAUACGCGAACGAUAUUAUUGGCCUAGAUUACGGGAUGAUGUGACACAAUUUAUUCGAAAAUGUAGAAGCUGUCUUGAAAAUAAACUUGUUAGGGCUCGAACUCGCGAACCUAUGUUGAUAACGGAUACCCCAGCAAUACCCUUCGACAAGGUAUCCCUAGAUACAGUGGGAAAAUUGAGAACUACUCCCAAUGGGAAUCGACAUAUUCUUACCAUGCAGGAUAAUUUUAGUAAAUACUGCAUCGCGGUACCUAUUCCGGAUAUCAAAACCACUACUAUCGCCCAUGCUGUGGCAACAAACCUUUUCUCUCUGUACUGGAGCACCUAG